Molecule: messenger RNA, 2448 nt
Organism: Closterium sp. Yama58-4
Lineage: Eukaryota; Viridiplantae; Streptophyta; Zygnematophyceae; Desmidiales; Closteriaceae
Source: the annotation of a GenBank genome assembly
AUGGUGCAAGUGUUUGUCAACCACAUGGCGUGGGGGGCGUCAAACAAGGGAAAGAAGAAACCGGCAAGAGAGAUUGUGACGCUGGAGGAGCGGCCGAAAGCGUGUGUGGAUGCGCUGGGAGGGAACACGGCCAAGAUGGGGCACGAGUUCUGCCAGUGGUUCACUUUCAACUCCACUGUAUGCCCGGGCUUUAAGGUGGACUUUGUUCGCAACGACCAUUUGUCACUGUUCGAUCCCAAGAGGGCUGUAUUCGACCACAUGCCGUGGGGCCAGCCUGGUGUGACAGAUAUCCCCUCUGCAGACGUCAUCGUUCUAAACAGAGGACCCCACUGGACCCCUACACCUCUUUUCAUUUCCGGCGUGCAAAACGCUCUGCGUUUCAUUCGGCAUAAUUUUCCGGAUAAGCUCAUCAUCUACAGGAACACCCCUCCUGGGCACAAGGAUUGCGGAGAUUAUGAUCGGCCAUUGAACAAUCGGCAAGAGCUGGGAAGUUUGCCGUUUAACUGGGGUGAAUUCCCCAAGCAAAAUCGAGUGGCUAAAGAGCUGGUGGAGCAGGCUGGAGGGGUGUAUUUGGAUGUGGAAGAGAUGGAUGCGGACGACUUGGAGCAUGCUGAUGCACUGGAGAAGGGUCACGCGGACGCUGCACUGGGGAUGCUUUCGCUGAUCCCUGACUUCGGACGUGCAUAUCCUGCUUCCUGUCAAACGCCAUUGGUGGAUCUCGUUUCUCGCAGUUUCCUUGAAGAUAGCAUUUCGAUGGCGGCUGAAGCCUCGGGAAGUAAUAACCUUUUCCGCUGCCCGCUCGUGCUCGAAGUGGCUCUCUUUCUCACCCUGCUGUCUCUCUAUUAUGGACUCUUCUCCCACCCCUCUCCCCAACCGUGGCAGCUGCUGGCUCCUUCAGAUGCGGUUACCACGCCUAUGGUUACCAGAUCCUCUGUGGUUACCACCUCGAUGGUUACCAUACCGAUAAUUACCGCGCCUGCACCCGCAGCUUCGCCUGAUGCGUUUCCCGAGUCAGAUCCUGGCUCCACCAAUAAUAGUUCGUUGCAAAGUCCAGAAGUAGUACCUGACUCCAGCAGCAGCACCCUUGACACCAGCAGCAGCAUUCUUGACACCAGCAGCACCACCACACCAGCAGCACCACCACACCAGCAGCACCACCACACCAGCAGCAGCAGCAGCAGCAGCAGCAGCAGCAGCAGCAAGCUUGACACCAGCAGCAGCGCCCCUGCCCCUAGCAGCAUCGCUGCCCCUAGCAGCAUCGCUGCCCCUAGCAGCAUCGCUGCCCCUAGCAGCAUCGCGGCCGCUAGCAGGACCACCACCCCUAGCAGCGCCGCUGCUCCUAGCAGCAGCAUCCCUGUCCCCAGCAGCAGCACUGCUGCCCCUAGCAGCAUCGCUGCCCCGAGCAGCAGCAGCGCCCCUGCCCCUAGCAUCAGCUCUCAGGCAGUGUUGCAAGAUUCCAAUACUACCACCACCCACAGCAGCACGCCAGAGGUGCUAGUAGUAUCACCAGAAGAUCUGAUUUCAACUAUUGCUACUAGCCCGAAAGAUUCGCCAGAAUCUCAUGAGAAGGCUGAUCUGGACUUUCCAAUCGCGGAUCCUCCAGCGUCCCCUCUUCCCCCACUUCCAACCAUCCCCGGUUCCAACAUCACAUCAGCCAAUCAGCUCCUCGCUUUCCAAACCCGCCUCGCGUGCCUAACAGCAAACGCCACGUGGCAGCUGGACCCCACUCCCCGCACCCUCCCCUGGUCGCAACCCCACGCGGUCAGUGCAGGUUGGGAGUGUGACGAUAGGUGGAGGAGCCAGCCUGGGCAGAACAACUCCCGUUAUAAGAAUGUCGCCUUUAAGGAAGCGGAUGAGAUAGCCUUGGCAGGAGGUUCGGCGGAGGAAUGGAAAGUGAGGGAUACAGUGAAGUACAAGUGGGUUGCUGAGGGAAGCUGUGGGGAGUGGGGAGAGGUGGACAAGGGGAAACUUGAGGAGAAAUUGGAGGGGUUGACUGUGUUUAUAGUGGGGGAUUCGAUAAACGCAAUGCUGUUCAAGUCGCUGAAAAAUCAUUUCAGACAGGCUUUGAUGCCCGGUAGUGUGCAGCAAGGGGAUCAGCAGGAGAAGCAGAACGGCAGCAAAGCAGGCGGGAAUACCCUCGAACCGGUUGAAUUCACUCCUGCUUUCUGCAAAGGCCGCACCAAAAACAGGCUGCUGCAGCAACGGCCGUACCUGCUUCUGUGCACCGGGGUUGCGCUGGGUCGAACCAAGUUCAUAUACGUGCGAGAUGAUGUGCUCAGCACUGACCUGAAGCUUGAGGGAGAAACGGAGGCAAGAGAAGGAGACGAGAAGGGAGGAGGAGAAGAGGAGACGGCUCCUGGAGAAAGGGGAGGGAGAGCAGAAACAGGUGGUGCAGUGGAGACUGUUUGGCUGGCCGUUUUCCAUGACCCCACAAGCUUCUGCCAUUAA